AAAAUAUUAUAAAUGAACGUACUGUACCUCUACAAGAGGGAUGAAGAGGAUUCAGAGAUUGAGGUGUAUAGAAAGGAGAAUUAUUUCGCUGAAACUAUGAUCACAGCAGCAGGGGUUUAUACUAUGUACUGGUUCGAGAGUUUGAAGAUACAGCUUAAUGUGGAUUUAGAGGUGGUUUAUAAGAAUGCAGCCUAUUGUCGUUGAAAGAAAAUUUAUAAGAUACCUAAAUAAUAAUCAGUAUAAUGUCUAUAUGACAAAGUAUCUUAAUGAUCCUGCGCUAAGCUUUCCGAAGAUGAUGAAGCAUAUUGAGCGAGCGAAUAUUAACUGCUUGAUGCUUAUUAAGAAUUAUGAACCUAAGAGAAAUGAUAUCAAUAAUGUAGUGCGAUCAACUGUGAAGUUGAUGUGUCACUCUCUUAACAUACUCUUCAUUGAGAGAUUUUAUGUGAAGAAAAGACAGUUUAAUUUGAUUAUAAAAAAAUUGCAUCAAGUUAGAUUUGUUUCUUUUGCCAGAUGAGCUAUUGAGUUUUCGCCCAGAAAGAUUGAGUCAAAAAUCAGGUCUAGAUUUUCAAAAAUAUUGUUUGACCAUGUCAAUAAUGUUCUUGAAGAAGAUGAAUUCUUAACAUAUAAACCAGUUCUAAAUUUUUGCAGAGCCAUUAGAGACUGUUCUCUUGCGUGGUCUUUAAGAAAAUUUAAAGUAUAUCCAGGCUUCAAUAGAAAGAUGACCAAUGAAAUUUCAGAAGAAUGCGACUUAGGACACGUCGAUUUCAUUACUUAUGAAAAAAGCUCUCCAGGUUGGGAUUAUUUCUAAGUUGCUCAAUAAAAUACAAGAUUCAAA
Moneuplotes crassus is the source of this 835-nucleotide messenger RNA. Lineage: Eukaryota; Ciliophora; Spirotrichea; Euplotida; Euplotidae. The record is from the annotation of a GenBank genome assembly.